Messenger RNA from Ilex paraguariensis (yerba mate), 194 nucleotides. The record is from the annotation of a GenBank genome assembly. Lineage: Eukaryota; Viridiplantae; Streptophyta; Magnoliopsida; Aquifoliales; Aquifoliaceae.
UAGCUUUGGGUUUGGUUUUUGCCAUUCUUCGUCCUAGGGCCCACACUAAGCAAAUCAGCCUUGCCUCACCACCUACCACAGGAACCGGGUCCUAUAAGAGGGCUAAGGAGGCAGACCCAAGUGGUGGGGGACAAAGGAAGAAUGACCCUCACAUGAAGAGCAUUAAGGCCAAGAAUGUGAUAUGCGAGCAGUAA